Messenger RNA from [Candida] anglica, 2189 nucleotides. Lineage: Eukaryota; Fungi; Ascomycota; Pichiomycetes; Serinales; Debaryomycetaceae. The record is from the annotation of a GenBank genome assembly.
ACAACGAAAACCGAAACAAUUAACCAAAAACCUGUACUAAGCGCAAAGUAGGAUAGAGUGUUACUUCAAUUUUUUUUGCUUUGCACGGCUGCAGAAACCCACUCAUCAGUUCAAUCCUCGACAUCUGAGGCGCUGCAUUGAUUCCCUUGCAUUCUGUAGACAGAGUUAAAAACAAACAUAUUAUCCUUGUUAUUUACAUUCAUAAAGCAAUGGCUUCAGAACAGCCGACAGCAACGCAGUCGUCGUUUGAUGAACAUGGUUCACAACAACAGCAACAAGCAUCUCUUACAGAAUCACUGCUGAACCAUCCAUCGCAAACGAAAAUGUCAAACUUGACAAAACAUUUGAUGAGUUCUUCCACCAAUAAUUCCCUUUCCAGUGGUUCGCCCUCGUCGUCGAUGCCACCACCCCCAUCCUAUACCAGCAUCUCAUCACCUCGUAACUUUGCAGACAAUGACAACCCGUUACCAGGACCUUCCACCCAGUUUGCAUCAUUCCCGGGCCAUCUCCAAGGAUCGUCCAAUCCUUCGGGAACCAGUGCUUAUUUCCAACAACGACAUAGCUACAGUAACCCGCAACAACAAGGUCCUGUUCUGGUUCCAGUCCCAUCCAAUUUCAUUCCAUCUACCCAUAACACGCCAACAAUGGUCAACUCUUCGUACUCAUCGAACCAUUCGUUCACCCCACAUUCUGGUAACCAUUUCCAACAAUAUCAACAUCCACCCCCACAACAACAUAAUUUACAACAACAACAACAACAACACCAGCAAUUCUCAACAGGAAGUUAUAAGCCCAUGACGCUUUCUCAAGGAGUUCCAACUACAAACCUUUCUAUGCAUUCAGCAAAUCCUGGUCCUUCUUCUGUGUCGGCAGCAACAUUUUAUCAAAACCCUGUAUCGGGAAACCAACCGAGAUUUGCAUCUUCAUUUCCAAACUCUGGAGGUUUUAAUUCUGAUCUGAAUGCAUUCAAUCAUUUGAAUAGAAUCCCAACGUAUCAGGAUCAAUCUCCACUUGGCAAUGUUCAUCAUGCCGCCAAUGACAAUAUUUCAGGAGGAGUAGCCGGUACUGGUACUGGUUCCACUCCAAGUGUUUCGAAUAUGUCUGUUGGGUCCGGUUCUGGUUCCAAGUCCGGUGCUAGAUCUGGAACAGAUUCAGUCUCUGGUUCUAGUGGACAAGCACCAGAGUUUUAUCUGUUUACUGAACCAGACCAUUACAUGACUUAUAAGGAAUUUCUUGAAAGUUUAAAUGCAAAAGAUGCUGAAGCAUCAGAAACCGCUAGUCGACAAUCUGGAACAGCACCAAUUCAACCGGAAGAACAUUUGAAUAUCACUGAAUAUUCAAUCAAUGACUUGAUUAUGAUGUUAUCAUGUUUACUUACCAAGAUUGUUGAAGCUAAUGAUAAAUUACAUCCAAAUCAUUUUGAUAAUACUAUAGCAGUAAGACAAAAGACUAAAGAGGAAAAAAGAAUUCGAAAACUUAAUCGACAAAAAUUAAAACGUGAAUCUGAUGAAAGAGAACAUGGAGAAUCAUUUAAAGAUGAAAGUUUUAUUGAUGAAGAUGAUGACUCUGAAGAUGAAGAAGAUGAUGAUGAUGAAAUGAAAAAUAAAUAUCUUGCAAAUGUAUUGGCAUUCCAUGGGAAAAACAUUCCCGGAAUUUCCUUACAUGCUUACCUAACUAGAGUAUUAAAGUAUUGUCCUGUUACCAGUGAUGUUUUCCUUUCAUUAUUAGUCUAUUUCGAUCGAAUUGCCAAGAAGGCCAAUAAUUUGAAGAGAAGUAGAAACAAGGAUGGUGAAGAAAAUGAUGAUGGUACAUCUGAACAACUUUUCGUUAUGGAUUCAUAUAAUAUUCACAGACUUAUAAUUUCUGGUAUUACUGUUUCAUCGAAAUUUUUCUCUGAUAUAUUUUAUAAAAAUUUGCGGUAUGCAAAAGUUGGAGGGUUACCAUUAGAGGAACUCAAUUAUUUGGAAUUACAAUUUUUACUUCUUCUUGAUUUUAAACUUAUGAUUUCGGUGGAAGAUCUUCAAAAUUAUGGUGAUUUAUUGCUUCGAUUCUGGAAACGGGAACAAGUAACCAAUGAAUUAGUCCAUGGUGGAAAUCCGGGGAACUUUGAACAAGCCCAACAGCAACCACCUCCACCUACACAGUCUGAUGAUUCGCAGAACCAAUCUACAUUCUUACGUUCUGAUUGA